GCUGUUAUCGGAAAUUAAAAUGGCAACUGGUUCAAUACAAUAGUACGACACGAUAGAGAUAUAAUAGAUGAUUAUAUUUUAUAUUUAUACAAUUUCUAAUAUUUGUGUUCUUUGUAAUUUAUUAUGAUGAAUUAUUAGCAAUGGGAGACCUAUUUGAUAUUGCAAAUUUAAUUACAACUGUUGGUGUUGAUAGAAUAAAAAUUAAACCGGAACCUGGAUUACCAGAAAAAUCUUCAAAUGAAAUAUUAACAGAAUUGUUUAGCACAUUUGAUGCUGAAGAAGAAAUAAUAUCUUUAGAAAAUACUGACCAACAAGUCCCAAAUGCAAGCGUUAAAGUAGAAAAGUCUCUUAAGUCUCAAAUUAAAAAAAAAAAAGCUAAAAAGAAACAUAAACAUAAGGAUAAAAAACAUAAAAAAAGAUCAAAACGAAAUUCAUCUGAGAGUAACAGUGAUCUUGAAAAUAUUAAAAAGAAAAAAAAGCAUAAAAAGAAGACAAAACGGAAACAUGAAGAUGAUUCAAGUAAGUCAUCAGAUUCAGAUGAACCCAAAAAUAAAAUUUCAAAACUUAGUACAUGUAACAAUAUGAAAAAGAAAAAUUAUAAUAAAAAUAAUGGAUCAGAACAACAAAACAUGAAUGAAUCAGAAAAUUUUGAAAAAUUAAUGAUUAAAAAAAAUUCAGAAUUAGAAAAUAUAUUUGAAAAGGAACCUGAUAGUCCCCAAUUACCACCCAUUUCUAAGAAAAUGCAGGAUGAGUCUGAAGAACAAUUAAUAUCUAAAGUUCUUGAAAAACCAAAGCAAGGAUAUCAAGGAAAAAUAUUAAUAAAAGAUCUUAAAAAUAGUAUAGUUUAUAAUGAUACAGUUAGAGAAAUAGAAAUUAAAGAAAAAGAAAAAGCAGCAAGAAUGGAAGAUGGUGAAUUAUCUGACAGUAGUACAGAUAAUAAAACUCCGACAUUAAGUCCUAGUCCAAUUCGAUGUAUCUCUCUUAGAUCAUUGACUUUAAGUCCAACUUUGGAGAAUAUAGAAAAUAGAAUAUUAAGUCCUUUAAAAGGUGAAGUAACAGCAAAAAAUGAUUUAAGAUUAAUUUUGAGAGAAAAAGAAAAAAAAAGAUUAGAAGAUGUGGAUAAAAGAGAAGGAAUAGAAAAAUCAAAAUUAUAUAUGGAUAAUGAAUACAAAGAAAAAACAUAUAAUUAUAAUAAUAAAGUUACAACAAGCAAAAAUAGCAAAUAUAAUCAUAAUUGUCAUUCACAAGAAAGAAAAAGAUCUGAAUCUCAUACAUAUAUGAAUUUACGUAGAAGUAGAAGCAGAGAAAAAGAUAAACGAAGAGAUAAAAGUAAAGACAGAUAUAAUAAAAGUCGAAGUAGCGAUCGACGAGAAUCUUCGAAAUGUAAGGAACGACGAAGAUAUAGAAGCCGCAGUGAUGAUAGAAGCAAGGAUAAGUAUAUACGUGGGCGUAGUAGAAGUAGAGAACGAAAGGAACGAAUAGAAAUUGAUAAAAAAAAAUUAUUGGAAAUAGCGAGAAGAAAUGCAAUAAACAUGAUUAAACAAGGAACAUUACCAUUAGUACAACAAGAUAAAGCUAUUGCUGCAAUACAAGCUGGAGGAAAAACAGUAGAUGAACUCACAGAUUUUUGUAAAUCAUUAUCAAAAUCCGAAGCUUUAGGAGAACUUUCAAGUAUUUCUUCAGAGGAAGAUGGAAGUGAAUCUGAGAAAGGUUUUCAUCAUCCCUUUUUACUUAAAGGACGACCUAAUUCUAUUAUUAUGAAUAUUAAAGAUGCAAAACAAUUACCUACUAAGACAUUCCAAGAAAAAACAGUAGAAUCAUCAAACCAAUUACGUUUACAAUUUCCUGUAUCGAGUGGUCAGCAUCAUAGAAAAAGUGAAAAUGAAUGGAUACCAGUUACUCCAAAGAAAUCAGAAACAAAAAAACAGUUCAUAUCAACUUCUGAAUCAAUCGAAUCUUUUCCUAUAAUACCUUCAACUACUUCUACAGUUCCAGUGCAAUCAAUAGUUUUUUCUCAACCAAUAGCAACAGAGGCAAUAGAUAUUGGUUCAAUAGUAUCUCAAAGAUUAGCAGCAAUGAGAAAAUUAAGAGAAAAUCCAAAUGAUAUAUGUGCUCAAAAUGAAAUGUAUCGAGCACAAAAUGAGAUGAAAACGUGGGCUGAAAGUAAACAAAUGCCAGGUCAAUUUACUGGGAGUACUGGAGCUAAAGUACUUUCACCUGCCGAGCUUACUUCAGGUUAUCAAGCUUGGGCUCGUAAGGAUCAAUUAGUAUCAGCACAACCUGUUUCGGGUGGGAUGGGUAUGGCUUUACUGCAGAAGAUGGGUUGGCGACCAGGGGAGGGUUUGGGAAAAAAUAAAGAAGGUACUCUUGAGCCCUUGCAGCUUGAAGUAAAAUUGGACAAACGAGGCCUUGUUUCAGAACAAGAUAUUGGACAAAAAGUAGGAAAAACAAUAAAACCUCUAGUACCAGCAAUCAAAACUUUAGAAGGAAAACAUCCAGUAUCAUUAUUAGGUGAAUAUUGUUCAAAACGAAAACUUGGUGCACCAGUUUAUGAAUUAUGUUUUGAAUGUGGACCAGAUCAUAGAAAAAAUUUCUUGUUUAAAGUUAAAGUAAAUGGAAUUGAAUAUAAACCAAGUGUUGCAAGCCCUAAUAAAAAACAGGCUAAAGCAGAAGCUGCACAAAUUUGUUUACAAACUUUAGGAUUAUUACCUGAAACUAUAUCUACUACAAAAUAAUAACUUAUCAAAAAAAUACAAAUAUAACUUCUUUAAAAAAAAAAA
Messenger RNA from Apis mellifera (honey bee), 2780 nucleotides. RefSeq names its product protein SON-like. The transcript is spliced from 12 exons. The record is from RefSeq and is a predicted model, not a curated record. Gene Ontology annotation, molecular function: RNA binding. NCBI's taxonomy places the organism in Eukaryota, Metazoa, Arthropoda, Insecta, Hymenoptera, Apidae. Gene Ontology annotation, biological process: regulation of cell cycle; regulation of mRNA splicing, via spliceosome. Bases 141 to 2735 code for a protein of 864 amino acids.